AUGAUGCGCAUGGCCGAAGAGGGUGAUCAUCGACAGUUUGAUAUUUUGGUAGCAGACAUAUACGGCGGAAAGUAUACAAACUUGGGACUCAGUGGUGAUCUUAUCGCUGGGUCGUUUGGUAAAUGUGCCAGGAAAUGUCUCGCAGAUGAUUUGAAAAAUCGUCCAGACUAUAAGAAUAACGUGAUGCGAAGCCUUCUGCUUAUGAUUAGUAAUAGUAUCGGUCAGGGGACCCAGCAAGCGCAUUUUCUACGACAUGAGGGUUAUACCUCAGCAAUUGGAGCAUACCUCAGUGGAGCUUCUCUCAUUGAUCUUUCUCAAGCCGGGUUUGGAGCUGGAUAUGAAGCAGAACGACUUUCAUGGCGUGAGUACUAUUCAGGCUGUUCAGAACUUGGCAGAUUUGUUCCGACUGCUCCUUUGUCUAUGGGAUUUACGGUAGGCCCCGUUUAG
This is a messenger RNA of Cylicostephanus goldi, 447 nucleotides long. Lineage: Eukaryota; Metazoa; Nematoda; Chromadorea; Rhabditida; Strongylidae. The record is from the annotation of a GenBank genome assembly.